GUUGAUACUGAGCUUUGUCUUUGGGAUUCUUUGGUGAUCACGGCUUCGAGUCGUAUAAUUAAAAGUGGAAACAUAGUGAGUGGUGAUGUAGUUCCAUGGAGUCUUAAAGGUCCUGCUAUUAUUCGUGGGGCAACUUGUAGUUGUGUUCGUUAG
Diversispora eburnea is the source of this 153-nucleotide messenger RNA. The record is from the annotation of a GenBank genome assembly. Lineage: Eukaryota; Fungi; Glomeromycota; Glomeromycetes; Diversisporales; Diversisporaceae.